AUGUCCGGCACUUCGGAGUCUCUUGUGCCGAACAUGUUGGCGGGGACUUCUUUUUCCGACGGGGAGGCCCGCUUGCAAAUUGACUCUCCUGACGAGCUCCAGAACAACAUCGUCGUGCUUGUCACAGGGGCCAAUACCGGUCUCGGUUACUCGACAUGCCAACGUCUUAUAGAUGAAUUUGAAAAGAACUUCCCAAACACCCACAAACUUACUCUCCUAAUUACCACUCGCCGCCCUCCAGCGCAAGUGCGCGAUCUUAAAAAUGACCUCCGCAAAUAUGCCCUUCGUCUCGGCUCGCAGGUCGCAGAGCGCAUCCGCAUUCUCGCAGAAACCUUAGACCUGCUCAAUCUUUCCUCUGUCCGAGCCUUGUCCCGACGCCUCAAUCGAAAUUUCCCAAAGCUGGAUGCUAUAAUACUGAAUGCCGGAAUUGGUGGAUGGUCCGGACUUGAUUGGCCCAAGGCCAUCUACAAUGUCCUGACAGAUAUGGUUCAUGCGACAACGUGGCCAUCCUACAAAAUCGGUUAUGUUGGCAUGGUAGUCCCCAAGCAGACACAACAACCAGAAGAAAAACCAUUAGGCUCCGUAUUCUGUUCCAAUGUCUUUGGUCAUUAUAUGCUCGCUCAUAAUGUCAUGCCAUUGCUCAGACGGUCAGGACAGCCCAAUGGCCCGGGACGAGUUAUCUGGCUUAGCAGUAUCGAGGCGACAACCAAUUUCUUUAACGUGGACGAUAUCCAAGCACUAAAGUCUGGCACUGCAUAUGAAAGCUCCAAGGCAUUAACCGACUUACUAGCCUUGACAUCGGAUCUACCCAGCACCGCACCGUGGGUGAAGAGCUUCCUUUCCACUUCCGAGUCCGACGACGACGACGAUAGUAGUAAACCUACUCCCACCAACUAUGUGGGCCAUCCCGGAGUUUGUGGUACAUCCAUCGUUCCCCUUCUGCUACCGCUAGUCUACUGCAUGAUCGCUGCAUUUUAUCUCGCUCGCUGGUUGGGUUCUCCAUGGCACCCAAACACACCUUACCUCGGUGCGAACGCACCCGUCUGGCUCGCUCUCAGUCCACAAUCGACUCUAGACGCGGCAGAAAAACCGUACCGUGAAAAGGGUGGUGGUCGUGUGAAAUGGGGAUCUUCAACAGACAUAUUCGGCAACGCAGCUGUGGUCAGCACUGAGACAGACGGUUGGGGGUUUGGCGGCGUGGUUGGAGGCCCUAUUUUGGCAGCAGACAAAGCUCGUCGCCGUAAACGGGGGAUGAAAGUUGCUACCGUUGAGGACAGGGUCCGGUUUGAGGAGCUUGGUCGCCGCUGCUGGCAGUACUUGGAGGAGUUAAGAGUUGAGUGGGACAAACUGCUGGAUACUCUUGAGCAAGAAGACGGCGGUGAUUCAUGA
Talaromyces atroroseus is the source of this 1389-nucleotide messenger RNA. RefSeq lists its product as hypothetical. The record is from RefSeq and is a predicted model, not a curated record. The coding region runs from base 1 to 1389 and encodes 462 amino acids. Lineage: Eukaryota; Fungi; Ascomycota; Eurotiomycetes; Eurotiales; Trichocomaceae. Gene Ontology annotation, cellular component: mitochondrial outer membrane; lipid droplet; endoplasmic reticulum membrane. Gene Ontology annotation, biological process: ergosterol biosynthetic process. The transcript is spliced from 3 exons. Gene Ontology annotation, molecular function: 3-beta-hydroxysteroid 3-dehydrogenase (NADP+) activity.